UGAGCUCGGAGGCACCCCUUCCUUGCCUUCCCACUGGUUCUCCGGUGGAAAGAGUGGAUGCACCGGUCAGGACCUCGGAUUUGUCGGAUCCCCUAAAUUUUCUUUUUAGGGAGCAACAUACAAUGGAGGUAUUAGAAAUUGAUUGGGGGGCAAUACAGAUUGAUGAUAGAUGGGAAGAAGGAGAACAACAGACUGCCUCAGAGUCAGUGCUUUAUGAUCGGUUAGGAUUGCUAGCAGAAGAUGAACGUGAAACUACUGAAAGGCAAGAUGCUUUUACUAGUAGAUCGUUUGGUGUCCGCGGAAGCGAUGAAAUUGAUGAUGAAACUGUUGCUUUGCCCUGCAAUGAUUGCAUACCACAAGAAAGGGUAUUUGUUUGCAACAGAUCAAAUCCAAUAAUGAAGAUUGGUAGUUUGUACAAGGAUAUGAAAGAAUUCAGGCUGGCUAUGAGGCAGUAUGCGAUCAGUAAUGAGUUCGAGUUAGGAAUUGAGUCAAGCUCACCUUUCAGAUAUAGAGCUUAUUGCAAAGGAGGUGAUUGUCCAUGGAGAAUCAAUGCAAGGCUACAGAAUGCCGGGUCUCCCACAGUAGUGGUUACAGUAAUCGUGGAUCAGCACACAUGCACUUCAAGUCCACAUCGACGUCGACCACUAGGCGUUUCUUCCCCCUCGACGGAGCCGCCAUCGGAGGAAGAGCACUAUCGGAGGAUCGAGCUCGACGGGAAGUGGCGGCGCCGUGGAAAGGGAUGA
This is a messenger RNA of Zea mays, 743 nucleotides long. RefSeq lists its product as uncharacterized. The transcript is spliced from 3 exons. The record is from RefSeq and is a predicted model, not a curated record. Bases 123 to 743 code for a protein of 206 amino acids. NCBI's taxonomy places the organism in Eukaryota, Viridiplantae, Streptophyta, Magnoliopsida, Poales, Poaceae.